Lasiodiplodia theobromae is the source of this 405-nucleotide messenger RNA. RefSeq names its product WD repeat containing protein. Gene Ontology annotation, cellular component: mitochondrial large ribosomal subunit. NCBI's taxonomy places the organism in Eukaryota, Fungi, Ascomycota, Dothideomycetes, Botryosphaeriales, Botryosphaeriaceae. The coding region runs from base 1 to 405 and encodes 134 amino acids. Gene Ontology annotation, biological process: translation. The transcript has 2 exons. The record is from RefSeq and is a predicted model, not a curated record. Gene Ontology annotation, molecular function: structural constituent of ribosome.
AUGGCCGCCCUCCGCUCCAUUACCGCCGGCCCGCUGGCCGCCCUCGCCCCCGCCGCCAGCGCCCCGUCGCGCAUGCUACCGCCGCUGCUCCGCCGCCUGCAACAGCGCCCGCUCCUGCCGGUCGCGCUCCGUCUUCCUGCCCCCGCCAUUGCUGCCAUUGCUGGCGUCUCGGGGCUCCUGUCUGGCAUCUGGGAGUCGAUACUGCGUGCUGUGCCGAAGAAGAAGACGUCGCACAUGAAGAAGCGGCACAGGCAGAUGGCCGGCAAGGCAUUGAAGGACGUCACCGAGGUUGUGAAAUGCCCCGGCUGCGGCAGGCCGAAGCGCGCCCACAUCCUGUGUCCCUACUGUGUGCAAUCCAUCCAGCACUGGUUGAAGGGCAACGAAAACCAUGUCUCCAAGGAAUGA